AUGAUUGAUGUAGAGAUAUCCAAACUACCUACUCAUAGUUCAAAACGUACAAAAUUUUUUGUUAUUGGCAGCAAUAAUUGUGGUGAACUUGGUUUAGAGAACGAUGUUGAAGAAAUGAAUAUCCUAGACACUUGUGGAAGUCUACAUGUGGCAGCUCUAACUCGAGAUGGAACGGUCAUCACUUGGGGUUGCAAUGAUGAAGGUCUUGAUGAUAUAGUUAUAGUCAAAGUUGUUUGUGGUUCAAAUAUGACGCUAGCAUUGUCUGAUAGAGGUCAAUUAUAUGAUAAUAAUGGAAAUACAAGGUUUACCUCAGCAAUUAAUAAGCAAUUAAUUUUUAUGAAAUUUGGUCCUACUUCUCACUUAAAAAUUGCUGAUAUCACUGUUGGAGAGAAUCACGUAUUAGUUCUAACGACAAAUGGUUAUUUAUACACUUUUGGAUGCAUAGAUUCUUAUCAGCUUGGAAGAAGAAUAUUGGUUCGUAAACCCAAUGGUUUAAUGCUAAUUCCUGAAAAAAUAUCAAUCAAUCAAAUUAGAAAGAUUUUUGCUAGAGGAAAUUACAACUUUGCAAUUGAUGAAGAUGGAAUGGUGUAUAUAUGGGUGAAACAAAUUUUUGCAGAACUUCACCAUAUAUUAGUCCUUCUAAAAAAUGAUGAUGUUUAUAGUUUUGGCAGCAAUAAAUAUGGACAAUUAGGCAUUGGUGUUUCUGAAAAAAACAGAAAGUCUCUUGUCCAAAUUAAUUAUGAUAAUUAUGAUAAUUGCAAAUACGUUGCGACUGGAGAUCAUCAUUGUAUUGCUGUUAAUAAUAAAAAUAAAGUGUAUACUUGGGGUUUUAGCAAAACAUCUGCUCUGGGAAAUGGAAGUAAGAAUAAUGAAUAA
This is a messenger RNA of Dentiscutata heterogama, 876 nucleotides long. The record is from the annotation of a GenBank genome assembly. NCBI's taxonomy places the organism in Eukaryota, Fungi, Glomeromycota, Glomeromycetes, Diversisporales, Gigasporaceae.